This is a messenger RNA of Papaver somniferum (opium poppy), 594 nucleotides long. RefSeq lists its product as uncharacterized. The record is from RefSeq and is a predicted model, not a curated record. The transcript is spliced from 2 exons. Bases 1 to 594 code for a protein of 197 amino acids. Lineage: Eukaryota; Viridiplantae; Streptophyta; Magnoliopsida; Ranunculales; Papaveraceae.
AUGAGAGAAGCUGAAAAAGGAAAAGAGGACGAAGAAGAGCCAGAUAACGAAGUUGAAGGAUCUGACAAAGAUCAACCUAUGUCGGAUGAAGACAACAAAUACAUCGAGGACGAAGCGGAAGAUGAUUGUAGGAUUCUAAUUCACCAAUACCUUGACAAAGGUACCUUACCAGCAGAUGUCAAAGAAGCUCGGAAUAUCGAAUCGAAAGCAGCAAUGUACAUCCUACGUGAUGGGAUACUGUAUAGAAGGUCAUUUCUUGUACCCCUGACGCGGUGCCUCUCACGAACUAAGGGCAGAAGGAUACUCCAUGACAUACACAGCGGAGAUGCCGACAAUCACAGCGGAAGAAGGUCAUUGGAAGUCAAAGCCAAAAUGAAAGGAUAUUACUGGCUAAGCAUGGACGAAGAUUCAAAAAACGUGGCUAAACGCUGUGAGAGAUGCCAACGCUUUGCUAGGAAAAUUAAAGCACCAGCAACAGAGCUCAACUCAAUAACAAAGAUUCAAACCGUCAGGAUACAUUAUUCCAAGAAAAAGAGACGACACAAAGGCCCCUCAGCUGGGGGCAACAUACAACAAAGAGUUCAGUUAAGAUAG